GAGGGCGGGUGCCGAGCCUCUUCAGAGGCAACGGGCUCCGGUGUUGGUGGCCGCGGGGAGGGAAGGGAGGAAGGCUAGGCGUUUUGUCACGCGGGUUCCCUCUGCGGCCCUUGCCCGUGGAGCACUCCGGCAGAGCUACAGCGUCCGUCGCGCACGCGUGGCCGUGAGGUCGCGGCGCGGGGGGGCGGAAGGGCUGUCGCCGUAAAGCGCGGAGGAUGGCGGUGCCGCCGGGCGCCGCGGAGCUCCCGGUGUUCGAGAAGCGGCUGCUGGUGACGGGCGGCGCCGGGUUCAUUGCUUCACAUGUAGUUGUCUCUCUUGUGAAAAACUACCCAAACUAUCUGAUUAUAAAUCUGGAUAAGCUCGACUACUGUGCAAGCUUGAAGAAUCUUGAAACCGUCUCUGAGAAGGAAAACUACAAGUUUAUCCAGGGAGAUAUUUGUGAACCUGAUUUUAUAAAACAGCUCUUCGAAACUGAAAAAAUAGAUAUAGUCCUUCAUUUUGCAGCCCAAACACAUGUAGAUCUCUCAUUUUGGCACGCCCUGGAAUUCACCUAUGUGAAUGUUUAUGGCACUAAUGUGCUGGUUGCUGCUGCACAUGAAGCCAACGUGGAGAAGUUUGUCUAUGUUAGUACAGAUGAAGUAUAUGGAGGUAGCACUGACAAGGAAUUUGAUGAAUCCUCACCAAAACGUCCAACAAAUCCCUAUGCCUCCUCUAAAGCAGCUGCAGAGUGUUUUGUUCAGUCUUACUGGGAAAGGUACCAAUUCCCAGUCGUUAUCACACGGAGCAGUAACGUUUAUGGACCACACCAGUAUCCAGAAAAAGUUAUUCCAAAGUUUAUAUCUUUGUUGCAACAGAACAGAAAAUGCUGUAUUCAUGGUUCUGGACUUCAAAGAAGGAAUUUCCUUUAUGCAACUGAUGUGGUAGAAGCAUUCCUUACCGUCCUGAAGGAGGGGAAGCCAGGUGAAAUUUAUAACAUUGGAACUAACUUUGAGAUGUCCAUUGCCCAGCUUGCUAAGGAGUUAAUCCAUUUAAUAAAGAGGACCAGUUCAGAAUCUGAAAUGGAGCACUGGAUGGAUUAUGUCAAAGACAGACCUACCAAUGACCUGAGAUACCCAAUGAAUUCAGAAAAGAUGCACAACUUAGGAUGGAGACCUAAAGUCCCUUGGAAGGAAGGAAUAAAGCAAACAAUUGAAUGGUACAAAGAAAACUUUCACAACUGGAAAAACUCAGAGAAAGCUUUAGAGCCCUUUCCUGUGACAGAGCCAUUUGCACAGCUCAGCGGUCCGUAGGGUGGAGGAAAACCUGAAGGAGUUUAUUCUACCUCAUACAGUCUUUUCUUGGAAGCCUGCAAUCAAGUGGCCACAUUGAACUCUUAAUGUAUUCAAGAUAUAUGAACCACGAUGAAAACAGAGCUACAGCACGGCACAACUUUGGAAGGCCUUCAGCACUUUAUAAGUGGAAUCUGUUAAUUUCAGCUUUUGGUGCAAUACUAUAUUCUCACUAGGUACUGAUUUUAAAGAACUGUACAGGGUGAAGAAUAUUUAUAGUGCUAUACAUCAGUGUAACUGAAGUCAAAUAUGUGUUAUUAAUCAAGGAUAAUUGUGAUUACAGUUUUGGGGACUUUCAAUUAAAUUUGUUUUAGUUUUGGAAUCAUUAAUCUGUAUUAGUUUGUUUUUUUUUUACAGUGUAAUAUAUUGUUUUUGUCACUGUAAAGAGUUGCGUUGUUAUAAAUCAAGGUGAAAAAUGCUGUAUUUUCUGGAGAGUAUAAAUCAGUUGAUGAAAGCCAGAUAGAGCACCCAUAUGGUUCAGUCCUUUUCUCUGUUGAUGCAGCAUUACCUUCUGUAGAUGACUCAUUGAACUGUUACCUACUCUGUAAGUUAAAUGCUCCUUUUUUAAGGGGUGUGAGUGGGACAGGUAUGAAGAAGUAGUAGGUGUUCUUGCCGAUAUUUCUAGAAGCAUUUCCUUAAACUUUGCUCUGUUUUACUGUUUUAGAUGUUAUCUUUUUACUGUAUUACUGUCUUUUACGUGUUAAUUUCCUUAACUGCAAUUGUAACAAACUUGAAAUACCGUAACACAGUUAACAUUCCAGUGAUGUUAUUUCCUGUGAUAUGAAGGCUAUGGAGAAAAAUGUUAAACACUUCUUUUCAUGUGAAUUGUGGGUUGGCAGACCUUAUUCAAUGCAGUGUUUCAGAAUUAUUAUUUUUUUUUUUGGUGACAAACAUUUUAAACAUGAAACAAUAUUCGAGUUCUACUGUAGAGUUUGGGGGGGAAACUUUAAAAAUAUGUCAGUGAAUCUUUUUCAAAGCUGAUUUAGUAAUAAAAGUUACAUUGUAA
Messenger RNA from Tyto alba (common barn owl), 2334 nucleotides. RefSeq names its product TDP-glucose 4,6-dehydratase (gene TGDS). The record is from RefSeq and is a predicted model, not a curated record. Lineage: Eukaryota; Metazoa; Chordata; Aves; Strigiformes; Tytonidae. Bases 216 to 1289 code for a protein of 357 amino acids. The transcript has 12 exons. Gene Ontology annotation, molecular function: dTDP-glucose 4,6-dehydratase activity. Gene Ontology annotation, biological process: nucleotide-sugar metabolic process.